UCAAUCAGUCUCAUACAGUUAUUUUCAACCCAAAAACUAAAACAGAAACAGAGAAUAUAUACAAAAAUAUGCAGGCAACUAUGGUACAAGGUGGAAGCCCCAAUAAAUUACCUCAGCAACAUCAAAUGCUGAAAGACAAGCAAGUGAAGGAUUUAAUGGUUGACAAAAGAAGGCUUGUUGAGGUUCCAUAUACUGCCACGCUGACAGACACUAUAAAAACACUGAUGGCUAACAAGGUGGUGGCGGUUCCUGUGGCUGCGCCACCUGGACACUGGAUUGGAGCUGGUGGUUCUAUGAUUUUGGAAUCUGAUAAACAGACUGGUGCUGUGAGGAAACAUUAUAUAGGGAUGGUUACUAUGCUUGAUAUUUUGGCACAUAUUGCUGGAAAUGGUAGUGCUCAUGAUGAUGAUUUGGCGAAAAAGAUGAUGGUCCCUGUUUCUUCAAUUAUAGGACAUUGUCUUGAGAGUCUUAGCUUGUGGACCCUCAGUCCUAACACUAGUAUUGUGGAUUGCAUGGAAGUUUUCAGCAAAGGCAUACACCGAGCCAUGGUACCAGUCGAUGGACAAUCAGAAAACAUAACAUGUGUUAAGCUCACUGAGUCCGCAUCGUGUUAUCGAAUGCUAACACAAAUGGAUCUGCUAAGGUUUUUGAAUGACCAGCAGGAGCUUAAAGCUAUAAUGUCGAACAAGGUCUCAGACAAACAAUUGCAAGCAAUCACAGACACUGUUUUUGGGGUGAUUAAUAAGGCAAAAGUUAUCGAUGUGAUCAAAUGCAUGAGAACAGCUUCGCUCAAUGCAGUACCAAUCGUGGAGUCGUCUGAUGACAUAGAAGAAGAUCAUACUCAGCUUGUUAAUGGUAAGAAGAGGAAGAUUGUAGGAACAUUUUCGGCUACGGACUUGAGAGCUUGUCCUGUACCGCAAAUGCAGCCUCUACUGAAUCUAGAGGUUCUUGAUUUCUUGAAAAUGCUGUCGGGAACACCAUUAUAUGAAUCUACAGGGCUGAGAUCUUCAUGGAGGGAACAAGUGACUUGCCAUCAAGAAUCGUCACUUGGGGAAGUGGUGGAUAAAGUUGUGUCGGACCAUGUACAUCGUGUUUGGGUGGUGGAUGAACAAGGCUUGCUGGAAGGAGUUGUAUCCCUCACUGAUAUGAUAAGAGUCAUCAGGCUCUGGUAUCUUACUGAGUUUUUGCAGUAAUGUGUGCACUGUUUUGCACCCGUUUUUGUUCUGGUUGGUGGGUCGGGUUUUGGUGUAAAUGAAAUGCAAUCCGUUCUAUCAAAUGAUUCGCUAUCGAGAAUCUUUGUUUCUGCGUCUUA
This is a messenger RNA of Lycium ferocissimum, 1312 nucleotides long. Its product is annotated as SNF1-related protein kinase regulatory subunit gamma-like PV42a. The record is from RefSeq and is a predicted model, not a curated record. Bases 69 to 1193 code for a protein of 374 amino acids. The transcript is spliced from 3 exons. Lineage: Eukaryota; Viridiplantae; Streptophyta; Magnoliopsida; Solanales; Solanaceae.